AUGUUUCUUCUCCCACGGGCCAUGCGAUUGAGCUCCACCUGCAGAGGCAGGGGAGCCAGGAACCUCUACUACCUCUCCAAAGGCAGCUCCGGCAUGCCCGCCCUGAGCGCCAACACCACCACCACGCCCGUAAACCCGUGGACCCACUCCCCCGCCACACACGACUUCCGCUCCGACACCCUGACCACCCCCACGCCCACCAUGCUCGCCUCCCUCCCCACCUGCUCCCUCGGCGACGACGUCUACGGCGAGUCCACCACCACCACAAACCUCGAAUCCCGCCUCGCCGCCCUCUUCCGCAAGCCCUCCGCGCUCUUCGUUCUCUCAGGCACCAUGGGCAACCAGCUCUGCCUGCGCGCACACCUCUCCCACCCGCCGCACUCUGUCCUCUGCGAUGUCCGCGCCCACGUCAACGUGUUUGAAGCCGGCGGCCUCGCCUCCCUCAGCCAGGCCAUGGUGCAGCCCGUCAAGCCCAGCAACGGGCUCUGGCUGACGCUGGAGGACAUCCAGUCCACUGCCGUUAUCAGCGACGAUAUCCAUUUCGCGCCCACGCGGGUGGUGUCGCUCGAGAACACCAUCAAUGGCGUCAUCAUGCCGCUGGGCGAGAUGCGGCGCAUUGGGGCGUGGGCGCGGGAGCACGGAGUCAAGAUACAUCUUGACGGCGCAAGGCUAUGGAAUGCGUGUGCGGUUGAGGGCGCGCCCGAGCUGUGGGAGUAUGCGGACGAGGUGGACAGUAUAUCGGUGUCGAUGUCGAAGGGGAUGGGGGCACCGACGGGGUCGGUGGUGCUGGGGAGCGAGGAGUUGGUGGCGAAGGCGAGGCAUGUGAGGAAGGCGAUUGGCGGGGGGAUCCGGCAGGCGGGGGUGCUGACGGCGAUGGCGAAUGCGGCGAUUGAUGAAGUUUGGUCUGGGGGGAAGUAUCGAGUGGGAGAUGCGUGGGCGAAGAGGCUGGAGGGGAAGUGGAAGGCGCUGGGCGGGGAGGUCAGCUAUCCGGUGCAGACAAAUAUGGUCUGGGCGGAUCUGAAGGGGAGGGGCGUGACGGAGGAGGUGUGGAGUGCGUGUGCAGAGAGGGAGGGCGUGAAGGUGGGCUCAGGGAGGAUUGUCUGCCAUUUCCAAAAUACCAUUGAGGCAGUUGAGGCAUUGGAGAGGACCAUGGAGGCGGCGUGUAAGAUUGCGGACAAGAAGGAAGAGCUGGAGUAG
Morchella importuna is the source of this 1197-nucleotide messenger RNA. RefSeq lists its product as uncharacterized. The record is from RefSeq and is a predicted model, not a curated record. The coding region runs from base 1 to 1197 and encodes 398 amino acids. Gene Ontology annotation, biological process: glycine biosynthetic process; L-threonine catabolic process. The transcript is spliced from 3 exons. Lineage: Eukaryota; Fungi; Ascomycota; Pezizomycetes; Pezizales; Morchellaceae. Gene Ontology annotation, cellular component: cytosol. Gene Ontology annotation, molecular function: L-allo-threonine aldolase activity.